UCUAUCUCAAUGGUCUCUCAUGGCUCUCAAUCUCACUUCUCUAAAGCCCAAAACUUUCCCACACUUUCUCUCCCCCAAACUUUCUUUUCUUUCCCUCCAAACGCCCCCACACUUUAAUACAAGAACUAAGCCCUUCUUCUUCUUCUCCACCAGAGCGAGAGCAGCCCUUCGGGAAUGGCGGGAGUACGAGGAGGCAGUGAAACGCAAGGACCUCGCUGGGGCUCUCGGGUUCUUGAAAUCCAUCGAGAACAACCACAAUAAGAACGACCCAAUUGAGCGCGUUAAUGGGUCUGCCUUGGCCGAGUCGACUCGGUCCCGACUCGCCGAGUUGGGUCUUGCUGGGUACGAGAGGGACUGGGAGGUCCUGGACACGUGUCUGAAUGCGGAUGAUAUGAAGCUUGUCGGAAGUGCUUAUGGGUUCCUCAAGGAUAGGGGGUUCUUGCCGAAUUUUGGGAAAUGCAGGAAUAUUGCGUUGGAGGGACCAAGAAAAAUUACACCGACUGUAUUGAAGUCUUCAACAGGCUUAGAAGUGUCUAAACUUUCUCCAAAGAAGUGGGGUGUUUCAGGAAGCUCCCAAGCUGUUUUAGUUGCUUUUCUUGGUGGGGUAUCAUUUCUUAUUUCUGAAGGGAUCGAUAUCAGGCCUAACCUUGCAGUGAUAUUGGGGCUAGCCUUCAUGGACUCUAUUUUCCUUGGUGGCUGCUGUUUAGCUCAAAUCUCAAGUUACUGGCCUCCAAAUAGGCGCCGGAUUCUAGUUCAUGAAGCAGGGCAUCUCCUGAUAGCUUACCUUAUGGGUUGUCCAAUUCGUGGAGUGAUUUUAGACCCAAUUGUUGCAAUGCAAGCGGGCAUUCAAGGGCAGGCAGGAACUCAGUUUUGGGAUGAUAAAAUGGCCAAGGAUCUUGCUGAAGGAAGACUCGAUGGAACUUCUUUUGACAGGUACUGCAUGGUGCUUUUUGCAGGCAUUGCGGCGGAAGCACUUGUGUAUGGUGAAGCAGAGGGUGGAGAGAACGAUGAAAAUCUCUUUAGGAGUAUCUGUCUUCUUCUGGGACCCCCAUUAUCUGUAGCUGAGAUGUCAAAUCAAGCAAGAUGGUCGGUUCUUCAAUCUUACAAUCUGCUCAAGUGGCAUAGACACGCACACCGAGCUGCUGUUAAAGCUUUGGAAAAUGGCGGUGGUCUUAGCAUUGUGAUUAGGAGCAUUGAGGAAGCCAUGUCCUCAAAUGGAUGAACUGCAGAAGUUUAUACUUAACAAUUCUUUUCUAUUCCAUAUUUUUCCCAAGGCAUAAGGGAUCUGAAGUAUAACUAACUCGGUUUGACAUAGGCCUCAUAAUUUGGCAGCUGAUUUAGAGUUCAUGCAAAAUGUCUUUUAUCAAGAGGGUGGGUGUGCUGAGGAUGAAGUGCCCCCAGGCACGCCUUUGUUGGCACCAUGUAUCAUUAUGAGGAUACAUGUAACAGUGGAAGGUCUAUAGUGGGAGGAAGAAAGAAAUGCAGUCUCCCGUUUCGGGGGGGUGGAUAGAAAACUCUUCAGACAGAAAUGCAGUCUUUUAGCGGCCUCUGGUUUCGUUGGUGUUGUUCAAGUGUUUGGUUGGCUAUGCUCAGCCUCAGACCAACCCACAUUGGUACCCAGCCACCACCACCUGGUAGGGCAGCCCCGAAGGACUUCCCUAUGUUGCUUGUUUUAGCUGUAUUUCUUUUUUGCUUUGCAACUCGGUCAGUUGACUCAGCUUGUCGAAGUUUUCUGGCCGAAUGAGUCAGCUCGGUCAGUUAACUACAAAGUCUGCUUAUUAUUUACUUUAUCCUUUACAAUAAUGUCUUUUUGGGCAUAUUAAUGGAAAGUCAAGUACAUUAUAAUCUCGAA
This is a messenger RNA of Alnus glutinosa, 1852 nucleotides long. RefSeq lists its product as uncharacterized. Gene Ontology annotation, molecular function: ATP-dependent peptidase activity; metalloendopeptidase activity; ATP binding. Gene Ontology annotation, biological process: proteolysis. NCBI's taxonomy places the organism in Eukaryota, Viridiplantae, Streptophyta, Magnoliopsida, Fagales, Betulaceae. The transcript has 8 exons. Bases 20 to 1222 code for a protein of 400 amino acids. The record is from RefSeq and is a predicted model, not a curated record.